This is a messenger RNA of Ochlerotatus camptorhynchus, 5392 nucleotides long. It is a transcript of the gene PGAP1, whose product is annotated as GPI inositol-deacylase. The transcript is spliced from 14 exons. Gene Ontology annotation, biological process: endoplasmic reticulum to Golgi vesicle-mediated transport; GPI anchor metabolic process. Gene Ontology annotation, molecular function: phosphatidylinositol deacylase activity. The record is from RefSeq and is a predicted model, not a curated record. NCBI's taxonomy places the organism in Eukaryota, Metazoa, Arthropoda, Insecta, Diptera, Culicidae. The coding region runs from base 698 to 2698 and encodes 666 amino acids. Gene Ontology annotation, cellular component: endoplasmic reticulum.
UUCAGCAGAUUCUGUUGUUAAUAGAAUCUGUUUGUCCCAUAAUAUUGAGACAUUCAACCAAGGCAUCAUGGGUAUCCAUGUAUCACCGAUUACGACAAAGAGGCUGAGAAGCGCGUGUUAUCCUCAACAGAAAACCAAAGAAAUCAUGGAUGGGGUUAAGCGACACAUAUUCGAUCUUUCGGAAGAUGAUGACCAAGGAAUCCUCAACGCCAAGGCUAAGGAUUACGAUGAAAUGAUGAGCCAACUAAAGGAAAAAUACGUAGAUCCGGAAUGCACUCGAGAAGAAAAGACACAAGUAUUAUCCGUAUUACCGAAAUCUUGGCCUGUACAAAGAAUCAUGGAUGAAUUCGGUGUCAACAGAUAUACUGCAGCACAGGUAAGAUUUAUAUUUUUUUAAACACCAUAAAGGAAAAAUUAAAAAUAAUUUUCAUUUUCUUUCUUCCCAGGUAAAAGAUUUGGUCGACGAAGAUGGAAUAUUAUGUUCCCUUCGUUCCAAAGCAGGACAUGGACUGAGAGCAGAGUUAGUAGAUACAGUUGUGAAAUUCUACGAAGAUGACGAUAUAAGCAGAGUUAUGCCGGGCCAAGAGAUUAUGUCUCUGUAGUGACGGGUGGUGUACGCCAGACCUACAAUGUCCCAGAUGUGUGGCUAUCUGUAGACCAUCUAUGCGCAGUUUGGUGCUUACAGUUUGUGUUGGUGAUGAACCGUUUCUUAUACAGUAUAUUGGACACUAGUAAACGUUCGUCCAGCAAGUUCAUCGACGAAAAAGAAACAAGGCUACGAAAUGCGCUCAUCCAUUUCAAGGGUGCUAGUUUUGUGGCUUCUGAAAAAAUGGUAAAAAAUGAUGUAAUUUCUGAGGAUUGGAUAGAAGAUAUACGGAGGAAUUUCCAGUUUACUUUUGACACAGGAUUGGCUCGUACACGUAUGCAGAUGAUACCACUUAAUUCAAAUCCCCUUUAUCGUUAUAUGAAGGCAGAAGUCAUAAACUUGGACACAAACAGUUGGAUUUUGGGAUGCUCGGCAGUUGAAAUUAAUGCAAAUAUGCGAUACUGUUCCACUGCGACGCCACUGUAUAAUUAUAGUACAGUUUUACCACCCACCGAGAAUGAUCGCAGGAUUGCGCAAAUAAAUCUCCACGAUAUUAAAGUGCAGAAUCCAUCCUGGUCGCACUUGUUGCUCAAAUUGCCAAAAACAAACAAAACAUUUAAAUUAAGUGUAGAUGUCAAUAAUUAUAGCGAUCGUGUUAUAGACAUACAAAUGCCCAAAUGGUACGCAUUUGGAAACUUCAAGCUAUUUGAUGAUACAGCACUGGGAGCCUCAUUUUACAAACUUAUCAUUUAUGGAAUGGAAAACAGUUAUCAAACGUUAGCUAUAUAUAUUGAUAUGCGUUCGUGUAAUUCAGAUAUUCCGUCGGUUGUUGCAAACAUCAGUGUACCAUGGACAGACGGUUUCACAAAAUACUCUUAUUAUUACAACAAAAAUCAUAGCGUAAUAUACGUGUACACCCCAUAUGAUAGACCAAAUGAGGUCAACUCUUCCACCAAUCCAAUUGGAGUUGAUUUGCAUUUAAAUCCCAGUUGCCGUUAUUCGUUAAGUUAUUCACAGUCACUCAGUGUAAUGAUGGCAAGAAUUGUUCAACAGUUUGGUCAAUGGAUGCCAGCGCACUGUGUAGCAAUUUUGCUGCUAGCACUUAAACAUCAAGUGUCUGUAACACCUGAAAAUAAACGAUUCAAAUGUGGUAAACUACAUACAGCAUUGAGCAGGAGUACUCCAUUUUUCAUCGUAACAGCAUCUCGAGUGUUCAUCAAGCUUGUCUUGAUGUUCAAAGUUUUGCCGCAACCAGAACAAUUUGAUUAUCCCAUAUUGAUAUCCGUUAUUGUUCACGGAGCAUCUUUAGCCAUUCUGUUGAUAUCAACGGCAUUACUGUGGGCAGCUAUUGUCUUUUGUGGAAACUUUGUACAUAAAAUCUUGCUCAAGAUUGUUUGCCUACCUAUACCGGCUUUGUCGUCGAUGAUUGUGUCAUGUAUCCACAAAUUCCCUAUUGUAAUUGGUGGCAUUUUAAUGUCUGUUGCUCUAGCAUCAUGCGGCAGCGUUGCUUUAAUUUGUGCAUGCGUCGUCUACUUUGUAAUUCUUACAAAAAUGUAUGAAAGCUACUUAGAACAUUUUGUUCUAAAAACGGCGAAAUUAAUCGCACGAAAGCUGUUUGGAAUAAAUAUUCGCUGUAAAGGAGAAAACCAAGAACAACCCACUAGGAAUGAAGACGAAACUAGCGUUUCUUCACCUAAUAAUCAACCUGGAGUACACGAAGUUCCUCGGCAUGAAUAUGACAAUGUGCAUGCAGGUCUAGUCAACAUAAAUUUUCACUUGCCAUUGUUCUUGCUUUUAAUUGUGGUAUCUUUACUGAAUUUUCCGAGUUUUCUGACGUGGGCUAAACAGUAUAAACUAGCUCCCUCGCUUAAACCGGACGCAUCCCUCAUUCCAUCAGUUGUCAUAAUAGCCAGUCUAUCUGUGUUAUGGCAAAUGAAUGUGCCCAGGAAUAUAUCAGGAUACAAACUUCUAUCCGGAAUUUUGUACAUUGCCGCUGUAAUUUGUAUUAUCUAUUGCCAAAUAUCACUCUAUAGGCUGAAUUUUGUAAUAGCAUCAACUUUCGCUGUUAUAACAAUACAUCAACUAGUUGGACUAAAAUUUACCAAUAAGUGAGCGAUUACGUGCUGAGCAGCUCUUGUUAGUCAAUAUGUUCCUACUACCUACAUCCGGAUAGACUAGAUUGCAUUUGAAAACAAAUUUCGCAUUUUAAUGGCAACCCACAUUAAUGUUCUCAAGCUGCAUAACACUUUAAGGUUUAUUUUUUAAUUUUUUUAAGAUUUCUGUUAAUUACUGCGUACUAAUCGCCUCCGUUGGCGAACUUUGGAUUUUUCAGAUAUAAUUUGAUAGGCUAAUAACCUCAAGUCCGUGCUCUGUCACAAUAUUUCAUUGUGAUUAAUCAACACUCAAUGGGUAAAGUAUAAAAUUUGAGGUGAAUUUGAAAGAAAGGGAAUGUAGAAGUGUAGAACGAACUGCCCACUGGAUGUUUCUGAAGCCUGGCCAAGUGAGUGAGUUAUGGGUUUAUUUGGUUGGUUGGUUGUCUUUAUUAAGGAGAUUUUCAGCCAGACGCUGGUUCAUCUCCGGGAACCCUUGAAGGGAUUUCCCCAAAUUACAGAUUUGAAAAUUGAAAGAAGUGUCCGGAGGGGGCACUUCUGAAAGAUGGGGGAGGCUCCAGAGUAGAGUCCCUUUAGAAUGGAAUACUUAUGUGAUACAGAUUGAUAUCUAAGGUACGGUUGUUGUUUUUUAUGCUGACUCAUUUUACGCCGGCGGAAUGGGUUUAUUUGAAAGUACGUCAUUUCUUGAAAACAAUAAAUAAACAUGGGUUUUUUUUUUUAAAUUCUUUAUUAAAGAGAUUUUUAGCCUUAGGCUAGUUCAUCUCUAUAAAAAAUAAACAUGGGGAAAUGGAUGUAAUGUCCCUAAUUUGGGACCAUACGUAAAUUAAUCAAUCGACUAAAUUUUCAAUAGCGACCAAAAAUAUCCAUUAGUACCGUCCCAAUGACGCGUUCAUGUAAAUAAAAUUGAUAAAUAGCAGAUUUUUAGUGAUGGGCAAGGGUUUUAUAUAUUUUCAGGGUAGAUAGGGCUCCUAAAGUUAUGAAAUAAUCCCCAUGAAACAUAGGGUUGGAAAUGACUGCUAAGUGAGUUAUUCAACAUUUUAUGUUUUUUUUUGUAGUGCCAACUUUGGUUAGCUAUAUUUUUUUUAAUCUUAAUGUGGUUUUCUGAUUUCAACAUACCAAAUGAAAGAUUUAAGUCUUAGCUAUCAAUGCUCUUUGAAAAAGAACUCGAUUAAAGUUAAUUAUCAUACAUUAAAAUUGAAAAGUAUGUUGAAAGUACCAAAAAAAUUGGUGAAAUUUCAUACAUGUGAGUGUUUUUAAGUUGAAAAUUUUCAUUACUGUUAAUUUAGUUGUUUUACAAAACAUUAUCCAUGCAGUUCCCUAGAUUUGUGCCUUUGGUAGUAAAUUUGUAGGCUUUAUGGUUUAUUCGUAAUUAUUGAUUUAAUACAGCCAAAAAAACUUGUGACGUUUUCUUAAAAUGCGCUAUAGUCACUAUAUGCGCUAUAGUUACGCACAUGAAAAUUUGGUAAAAUGUUAUUGUAAAUGUUGAACUACAUUCUUAACUUUCGAUAACCGCACAUCUCCUGCGCCGAAAGAAAACAUAACUGCGGAGAUGUUUCGCGGUAUCGAAUAUUGCUCAGUCUCAGCAGAACACACAGCGAGGGACACCGAAUCAGCGAAUUCUGUGACCGGAAGGGAGAGAAGUAGGUAGUGGUAAUUGGCAAAUCAAAGUUGGCACAUGUGGAGAAUAGAAGAACUAUGAAAGUGAUGAUAGUUUUAAAAAUUUUCACGUGGAGGUAUACAAAUGCAAUCUUAAAAUGCUUUUAUUUUGCAAAUGGAGCAUUUUUUUAAUUCUGGUUGCUGCUACAGUUGUAGAAAAGUUGAAAUCUAUGUCUGCACCUAAAAAUCUGAAAAGAAAUUAUUUUUCUAUAUUAUAUGUCUAUUAAGUAGUCCUUAAGUUUUCUACUAGCGCAGGAAAUCAGUUUGGCACGGCAUUUGUGACCAGCAUACCUUCCGGUAGCAUGAAACACGUCAAAAUUUUCCCAAAUCUGCCAAGAAAUUUGUUUGUGUUGCAUUUGCUUAUAGCAAAAUAGUGAACUUUUUGUGAACAUUAACGCCAAAGAACUCACCACUACACUUUUUGUUACAUGCCUCAUGCAUGCGAUUUGGUGUACAGCACACUUCUUCCGAUUUCUUGAUCACCUUAUAAAAUAGGCGAUGUCAGUUGAAUAUCGGGGAUUGGAAUUCAAAUUAUUCUUAAAAAUAUAUUUAUAUAUUUGUUUACUGGCUCAGAUUACAGCUGGGAAGAUAAAACUUUCAUUUUGCAAAUUGAAGCUGCUGUAAUGUUUUAUCUAAUAAUUUACCACUUCAAUGAGGACUGCUACUGUCCUCUGUUUUAUCACAUUAAAUAAAUAAUAUUGCAUACUUUAUUUGUAAUACAAGAUUUGAGAGAUUUUUUAUCUUUAAAAAUGUAUGUUAAUUGAUAAGUAGUAUUGGCAAAAAAUACAAUUUUAGAGCGAAAUAAAUAGGGGAAAUGACGGCUUCGGCAUGACAGACUAUUUUCGGCAACCCAAAUUGAAACACUAUUUUCACUGGAUUUUCUUACGAAAACACUUCGCUGAAUGCAUGCAAACGAUUCUUUAUGCUUUCAGCUUCAAUUUGACUAUAUUUUUACCACUGAGAAAAAGCAAUCUAGCAGGGUUUUCUUGAAAUGAAACACACGCACUACAAAUUGUAGCUGAUUUUGAGUUGCCGAUAA